UGAUUUUAAUGACUCUUUUCUUUUUAAUUUGCAUGAAUGCUGUCCUAGUAACCAUUGUUUGCUUGCAUUUUUUUUUCUAACCUAAAAAGGAGACUUGAGUUUCGUUGGUCGCAGUGGUACAGCCAUGGAUGUACGUUACACUGCCCACGACUUCGGAGAAAUGCCAGAGGAGAUGACAAAACAUGUCGUAGCAUUCUUUUCUCAGAAUUCAAAGUCGGUACCAAUCGCCAAGGUUUUGACACCACGACCUGUGGAAGUCCAGGAGCUAUACACACAGAAUUCAUUGGAGGAGUUCUAUGUUAUGGCAGACAACCUUUAUCCCAGACUACCAAAAUAUCGCAGACCUGUGUACUCAAAGCCAAAAUCAGCAGCAUCUACUCGCAUGUCAGAAACUCCAGAGAGAGCACCACGAACCACAGAAAAAACAAAAUUCCAUCCACUAGGGAAACAGCUCCUAGAUGCUGCUGAAGCUGAAUUACGUGAAAAAGAAAACAAACCUCCCCCAGAACCGACAUCAUCGGUCAAGCUGGACACAGUGGUACAGUUAGUGGACGAUGUGUCAGAGAACAUGACCUACUUCAAAGAAAGGCUUGCCCCAGCGCCUAGUCCGGGAUUCAGAAAACCGGCCAGUAACACGGUAUCCAGGCGACCACUGUCACGCCCAGCAACAGCUACAGGUCAUAGGUCACCCAGCCCAAUACAAAGAUCAAAUUCACCAGAAAUUGCAACUGACAGACCAAGACCACAUACAUCAUUCUCUCCCCACAACCCUCCCCAUGGUGUUGAAUUUCUGGAGCCCCACCCCCCAAAAUCUGCAAGGUCAGGCACACCCAGUAGGACUGCAGAGGCCAUUGACUGGAGAGGGAAGAUCAUUCCAGACACAGAACGUGCUAAGUGGCAAAAGUCAAAGUUUGGAGACCAUACAUAUGUCAAGAAAAUGAAAGGGAAACGUCCAGUUGGUGCGACACAUGCUGGUAAAAGGCCAAAAACUGCUCCCGUUUCUGUUCAGGAACGCUGGAAAAUAGAGAAGGAGAGUGACUCUAACACCAGAGUGGAGUCUCAGGCGGCGACAAACACAAUGACGGAGAUGGACCCUAAAGCUGUGGACUCAUUGAUGAGAGUACAACCUAUAGAGAACUGGAACACAGGAAUGGGAUCCAUGAGUUCUAUAUUACUGGAUGAGGAUUUCCUUCGUUCUCUGAGUGGUAGCAGGCACACUGGUCACCCAACUACAGACACCACCACCCCUGUACCCAUGGAGUAUGUUCCUAUUGUGUCAUCAGCACCGCGCUCACUGGCAGGUAGUCGAGCCCAAAGUCGUCAGACACGAUCCCGAUCAGAAACAAGGGCCGAGAGUCGAGUUGACGAAAUACCAGAGGACCAGCCAACAUGUGAUGGUCAAGAACCAGUCAAAGGAGAAUUGGAAGAACAAGUUUCUGAGGACCACCAUCUCCACGGAAACCAACCAGAACCUGACCAAGCUCAGCAACCAACUGUUCAUUUUCAAACACCAGAUUUACAGGACGAGGAUUUAGAGGGUAAGCAGGAUUUAGGAGAUGUUCCUGGUGUGGGGACUGUUAGCAUCGAUGAUCAGGGGCGAAUAAUUGGUAUCAUCAAGGAAGAUGACAAUGUUUCUGUGACAACCACCACAACACUUGAGGAAGAUCAGAUAGCACCACGACAACCAAUUCGGUUCCACACCGAGGAUUUACACAAUGGACAGGUCCACAUAGAAGUCACAUCAGUGCCAUCUGCAGGCCGGGCACCAACACCGCAGGAGUUUAGACAGCGCCCCCUACAGGUCCUUAGUCGAUCAGAGACCUGGAAUUUUACUCCUGAUGUAGAGCUACAGGAAGUGGAUUCUGAGAAGUAUCUCCCCGAUCAGAAGACACCAAAAUCAACAGGUCUCUUCCAGAAGGGAGAUAUUUGGUAUAAGACAAUUGUUAAACCGGAGAACUAUUGCUUUGAGUGCCUCCCUAACAGUAUGUCCACUAAAGUGGGCAGGAGUGCCGGCAGGAUGCCAGGCCGUCCACAAAGUGUGUCUGCCCAGGUGCUACGAAUGGCUCGUAAACAGAAUGAUUAUUUUAGGAGAGCCCCUCCUGUUAGAACCCCACCCUCUAUCCCUAGUCCCUACCAUCAGCCUGGUGUGUCACCGAGACAUGGAGAAACUUACAACUCAGGACUUGAGCACCAUGCAAGGAGAGUAAAAAGUCCACGACACUUCAUGGAGCAUGGUUCCAAUAUUGCUGAAUUUGUAACGGUGGUGGAUCUAAGGAAGGACACUGUGUCUGCUCCCCCUGGAUCCCAGUUCAGCAGGGAAGACAGUCUGAUGGAUUCCCUCCAGGUGUGUCGGCUGUCCACCAGAGGGAGUCUUAUAGAGGGGCUGGAGGAGAAACCAAGUGAAGAACAAGAGGGAAAUGAAACCAAGAAGGUGGCUUUUCUUGAUGAACAUGAGCCAUCCAUGGAGGAAAAGAAAAGUCUCAUCUCUACAACCUCCAAGUUUUCCAACUCUUCACUGCAGUCAAUAGCUCACAUAGGUCGACCUAUCGCUCAGGUGUCCCGGAUACCAGACCCGGAUGAAGAAGCAGCUGCUGCUCGGACACAGUUUGAGGCCAAGGCAGCAGUAGACAUCCAGAGAAUUUUCCGAGGUUAUGUUGCAAGAAAUGUUUACAAAAAACUAAUGAAAGAAGAAAGAGAAAGACUUGAAGAUGAACGAAAGGCGGCAGUAGAAAUUCAGAGGCGAUACAGAGGUCACAUGAUCAGGAAAUCUCAGAUUUACAAACAAACGGGAUUAAAAAAGGAGCACUUAGAGUGGGCAGCAAACUUCAAACGAAUUCAGAAUGAAAAUAGCGACAGGAGGCAGAGGAAAAUGGAGGCACUGGUUGAGAAUAAUACGCUCAAUUACCAGAGAAGUGCCUCGAAACUCUCCUCCAUUGGACCCCAUGUUGACAUUUAUCAAAUUUAUCAUCCGAAACAGACUGGUCCUACAAAACGUGACAUGUUUAAUGCUGCGACUCACAUUCAAAGAUAUAUACGAGGUUUCCUGGUCAGAAAGAGGUUUGAAAGGCUUAGGAGAAAGUGUGUCUGGCUUGGGUCAGCUUAUCCUAAAAUGGUGAAAGAAUACAAAAGCAUGCUCAGGAAAUGUCAGCUCAGGCAUGGAGUUGACCGACCAAAGACCCCGUUCAGUCUCAGCGAAAUGAAUGAGUACCUUGAUAUGAGAAGGCGGUAUGAGAGUGUGUUUGAUAAGAAAGCCUUUGGUUCUGAGUUGGAGAUUGGGGACUUGGAGUCGUUCUUCAAGGAGUGUGACAUGUACCCAUCUGCUUCCGAGAUUGAUGAAGCCAUAGAUGUUGUGUUCAAUGGUCAGCAGAUCAGGCGUGGGUUGUUAAAGCCUGAGGUUAUGGAAUUGGUGUUCUAUAUAUACACACCACGGGCUACAGGGCUACCUAACUUACGACAGUCUACGUGGCUUAACCCCAUCAUUGACGGAGUGGAGGCCAGGAAACUCAUAGCAAAUGCAUCUAACAAGAAAGGACAAACAAAGAGAAGUGAAUUUGUUGAAAAAGCACCACUAGAAGUUUGCGCCAAACUAGUGAUAGAAUCUCGUCGUGAGAGACGAGAGAAAGAACGAAAAGAAAAGGAGCAGAAACUGACGGAAGACCUCGCUCAGAUGAAGGCAAUCCGUGAAGAAGAGGCCUCGGAGAAGGAAAAGAAGAAGGUCAUCGUUGUGACACCAGAGGAAGCCAAACAAGCCGCGUCCAUAAAGCGAUGAUGACCGACAUGUUUACUAGAGAUAUAUAUUGCUCAAAGGCAUUGACAAAGAAUAUCCAUGUUCUAAAACAUUAUUUAAUGCAUUGUUACAAUCGCUGAUGAAUGAUAUCCAGUGUUUUCUUUAUCUAGUCUAAAAAGAGAGUAGAAGUCAUUUAUACGUCCAUCAUUUGUAAUACAUGUACAGCUGUAGAAGUGGAUAUUUUUGCAUAUUUAUUAAGUAUACAAAUUAGAAAAAAAUCUGAAGGCAUGGAGGUUACUUAUUCAUAACUUUUGUUAAUGCCAGUAAAAUGUUUAUAUUUAUGGGAAAGUUUUUCUCUAGUUUGUAGUGUAAAUUAUGCCUGCAUGUUGCUAUGGUAUGGUUUUAUGUCCUUGAACUUGACAAAAUGGCAAUGUUGAAUGGCAACACUUUGUUAGUUUGUGGUUAUUAGUACAAGCCAUAUGGUAGAGAGGAUUUUCUGUGGUUAUUAGUACCAGCCAUAUGGUAGAGAGGGUUUUCUCUACAGUAAAACACAUUUAUAGUGGACACGUAUUUUAAACUGAAUAUCUGUGUAAAAUGAAGCAAUUUGGCUGUCCCAGCAGUUUUUUUUUAUCACUGUUUUUCUUUAUUGUUUUAUGUUAUUACCAUAAAUGAGAGGAAUACAGCAUACAAACUAUUUUGUGCAUUUACUGUGAUACAUGGGAAUCAGUAUUAUUGUUUUUAUUUUACAUAUAUUUUAACUAUAAGGUGGUGUUUGCUACCACUUUGUGUCAAAUUCUUAUUACUUUUGCUAUGUGUGCUAUAUAUAUCUACAUCUACUGGACAUAUAUACCUUAUACCUGGCACUGGUCUCUUAUUCAAAUACUUUCAUUAUUCAAAUGCUUUCAUUAUUUAUCUGAACUUUGACUUCUCAUGACUUUUCAUUCUAUUUUUACAUGUUUUGAUGUUAUAAUUUAUUAUAAGACACAUUUUUUCCUGUUGAGAACAAAAUGAAAG
This is a messenger RNA of Saccostrea echinata, 4741 nucleotides long. RefSeq lists its product as uncharacterized. Gene Ontology annotation, molecular function: protein binding. NCBI's taxonomy places the organism in Eukaryota, Metazoa, Mollusca, Bivalvia, Ostreida, Ostreidae. The transcript is spliced from 25 exons. The record is from RefSeq and is a predicted model, not a curated record. The coding region runs from base 125 to 3769 and encodes 1214 amino acids.